Oncorhynchus nerka (sockeye salmon) is the source of this 5240-nucleotide messenger RNA. It is a transcript of the gene vps39, whose product is annotated as VPS39 subunit of HOPS complex. Gene Ontology annotation, biological process: autophagy; intracellular protein transport; endosomal vesicle fusion. Gene Ontology annotation, cellular component: membrane; cytoplasm. The transcript is spliced from 19 exons. Bases 1096 to 3252 code for a protein of 718 amino acids. Gene Ontology annotation, molecular function: protein binding. The record is from RefSeq and is a predicted model, not a curated record. NCBI's taxonomy places the organism in Eukaryota, Metazoa, Chordata, Actinopteri, Salmoniformes, Salmonidae.
GUUCUGCGAGCUGCAGGUGAGACGGGGAGUUUACAGGUGAGACAGGGAGUUCUAUGAGCUGCAGGUGAGACGGGGAGUUCUAUGAGCUGCAGGUGAGACGGGGAGUUCUAUGAGCUGCAGGUGAGACGGGGAGUUCUAUGAGCUGCAGGUGAGACAGGGAGUUCUAUGAGCUGCAGGUGAGACAGGGAGUUCUAUGAGCUGCAGGUGAGACAGGGAGUUCUAUGAGCUGCAGGUGAGACAGGGAGUUUACAGGUGAGACGGGGAGUUCUGCGAGCUGCAGGUGAGACGGGGAGUUCUAUGAGCUGCAGGUGAGACGGGGAGUUCUGCGAGCUGCAGGUGAGACGGGGAGUUCUAUGAGCUGCAGGUGAGACAGGGAGUUUACAGGUGAGACAGGGAGUUCUAUGAGCUGCAGGUGAGACGGGGAGUUUACAGGUGAGACAGGGAGUUCUAUGAGCUGCAGGUGAGACGGGGAGUUCUAUGAGCUGCAGGUGAGACGGGGAGUUCUAUGAGCUACAGGUGAGACGGGGAGUUCUAUGAGCUACAGGUGAGACGGGGAGUUCUAUGAGCUACAGGUGAGACGGGGAGUUCUAUGAGCUGCAGCUGAGACGGGGAGUUCUAUGAGCUGCAGGUGAGACGGGGAGUUCUAUGAGCUGCAGCUGAGACGGGGAGUUCUAUGAGCUGCAGCUGAGACGGGGAGUUCUAUGAGCUGCAGGUGAGACGGGGAGUUCUAUGAGCUGCAGCUGAGACGGGGAGUUCUAUGAGCUGCAGCUGAGACGGGGAGUUCUAUGAGCUGCAGCUGAGACGGGGAGUUCUAUGAGCUGCAGGUGAGACGGGGAGUUCUAUGAGCUGCAGGUGAGACGGGGAGUUCUAUGAGCUGCAGGUGAGACGGGGAGUUUACAGGUGAGACGGGGAGUUCUAUGAGCUGCAGGUGAGACGGGGAGGGAGGUGACAUGGGGGGGUGAGUGGACUGCUAUAAUGGCAGGAUAAACAAACCUCUUCUACAGGGAUAUUGUUAACUAAAAGGAAUGAACCUUGUUAGUGUUUUGUUUGUUUGUCUGUCAGGGGGACUUUGCUGCUCCAGACAUCCCAAAGUCCAUGGCCUGGUGUCAGAACUCCAUCUGUGUAGGCUUCAAGAGAGACUACUACCUCAUCCGGAUGGAUGGUCGUGGUUCCAUCAAGGAGCUCUUCCCCACAGGGAAGCAGCUGGAGCCCCUGGUGGCCCCCCUGGCUGAUGGGAAGGUGGCGGUGGGCCAGGAUGACCUCACGGUGGUGCUCAACGAGGAGGGGGUCUGCACUCAGAAGUAUGCUCUCAACUGGACCGACAUCCCCAUCGCAAUGGAACAUCAGUACCCCUACAUCAUAGCUGUCCUGCCUCGCUAUGUGGAGAUCAGGACCUUUGAACCCAGGCUGCUGGUCCAGAGUGUGGAGCUGCAGAGACCACGAUUCAUCACAUCAGCUGGGCCCAAUAUAGUGUACGUUGCCAGCAACCAUUUUGUGUGGCGCCUGGUGCCUGUGUCCAUCGCCAGUCAGAUCAGACAGUUACUACAGGACAAGCAGUUUGAACUGGCCCUGCAACUGGCGAAUAUGAAGGAUGACGUGGAAGGAGAUAAGCGACAGCAGAUUCACCACAUCCAGAAUCUCUAUGCCUUCAAUCUGUUCUGUCAGAAGAGGUUUGAUGACUCCAUGCAGGUGUUCGCUAAGCUCGGCACUGAUCCGACCCAUGUGAUUGGUCUGUAUCCCGACCUGCUCCCCGCUGACUACCGUAAACAGCUGCACUACCCCAACCCCCUGCCCAGUCUGUCUGGAGCAGAACUGGAGAAGGCUCACCUGGCGCUCAUAGACUACCUGACACAGAAACGCAGCCACCUGGUGAAGCACCUGAGCGACUCCGAGCCGUCCACCCCGUCUCCCCUCAUGGAAGGGAUUCCCACCAUCAAGAGCAGGAAGAAACUCCUGCAGAUCAUCGACACCACGCUGCUCAAAUGCUACCUGCAUACCAACGUGGCCCUGGUGUCCCCUCUGUUGCGUCUGGAUAAUAACCACUGUCACAUUGAGGAGAGUGAGUACAUCCUGAAGAAGGCCCACAAGUACAGCGAGCUCAUCAUCCUCUAUGAGAAGAAGGGCCUGCAUCAGAAAGCCCUACAGGUGUUGUUGGAUCAGUCCACCAAGGCUAACUCUCCUCUAAAGGGACAUGAGAGGACGGUGCAGUACCUCCAGAGACUGGGGAUGGAGAAUCUGGUCAUUAUCUUUGAGUUCUCUCCCUGGGUUCUGAAGAUCUGUCCUGAGGACGGACUCAAGAUCUUCACUGAGGACCUGACGGAGGUAGAGACCCUGCCCAGAGACAAGGUCCUGAACUUCCUGAAGGAGGGCUUUAAGGAGCUGACUAUCCCCUACCUGGAGCACAUCGUACACGUCUGGGAGGAGACGGAGCCAGAGUUCCAUAACGUCCUCAUUCAGCUGUACCUGGAGAGGGUCCAGGGGCUCAUGAAGCAGUACCUCAACUCCCUGCCCGAGGGGGUUCCUGCAGUGGCUGCUGGGAAGGAGGAGGGGGACUUGGGAGAGUUUAGGAACAAGCUUCUAUGUUUCCUGGAGGUCUCUAGCAGCUACGAGCCUGGACGUCUUAUCAGUGACUUCCCCUUUGACGGUCUUCUGGAGGAGAGGGCCGUGCUGCUGGGUCGGAUGGGGAAACACGAACAGGCCCUCUACAUCUACGUACACGUCCUGAAGGAUACACACAUGGCAGAGGAGUACUGCCAUAGGCAUUAUGACAAAGAGACGGACAGAAGCCAGGAUGUGUACCUGUCUCUACUGCGCAUGUACCUGUCCCCUCCUGACGUCCACUGUCUUGGGCCAAUCAAAAUGGAGCUGUUGGAGCCACAGGCCAAUCUAAUGGCAGCUCUACAUGUCCUGGAGCUGCACCACAGCAAGCUGAAUACAACUAAGGCCAUCGACCUGCUGCCAGCCAACACUCAGAUCAGAGAGAUCCGUGUGUUCCUGGAGAGUGUUCUGGAGGAAAAGGCCCAGAGGAAACGCUUUGACCAGGUCCUCAAGAGUCUGCUGCAGGCCGAGUUCCUACGGGUCCAGGAGGAACGUAUCUUCCACCAACAGGUGAAGUGUAUCAUCACAGAGGAAAAGACCUGCAGGGUCUGUAAGAAGAAGAUAGGAAACAGCGCCUUCGCCAGGUAUCCCAACGGUGUUGUAGUUCAUUACUUCUGCUGUAAGGACCGAGGGGUGUGUCCUACGGAGCAGUGACACCGCUACCCCCCCCCCACCCCCCACCUGGACGCAAAGCACUCUGGGAUACUAACAGACCAGACCGCCGUGUACUGAAAUGACAGAAUUAGUUCCCUCCUGUGGACUUCGUGUUCGUAGCAGCACCCUGGAAGGCUGGUUUGAAACGACAUUACAGCAGCUGUGAUAUUCAGGAGGAGAGGAGGACUCCAUCUCUGAAACUCUGGCUGCUUCUCUCUGAAACUCUGGCUGCUUCUCUCUGAAACUCUGGCUGCUUCUCUCUGAAACUCUGGCUGCUUCUCUCUGAAACUCUGGCUGCGUCUCUCUGAAACUCUGGCUGCGUCUCUCUGAAACUCUGGCUGCUUCUCUCUGGAACUCUGGCUGCUUCUCUCUGAAACUCUGGCUGCUUCUCUCUGGAACUCUGGCUGCUUCUCUCUGGAAGGAACUCUGGCUGCUUCUCUCUGGAAGGAACUCUGGCUGCUUCUCUCUGGAAGGAACUCUGGAACUGCUACCAGCUACCUAUUCUGCCCCACAACCCCAGCUACCUGCUAAACUACAGUACCUGUAGCUAUUCUACCAACUACUCUGCUACAGUGACUACUCUGCCCCCUCCCUCUCUCAUCCUCAGACUCUACAGAGACUAUAUAGACUAACUCUUAUUCUCUGAUGCCUUGUGACUUUUAAGAAUGUCCUUAAAAGCAGCCAUUUUCUUUUCAGUUAGCGUGUGUUUCUGAGGGGAAUGGUUUUCAUGUUUUCAGUUAGCGUGUGUUUCUGAGGGAAUGGUUUUCAUGUUUUCAGUUGACGUGUGUUUCUGAGGAAAUGGUUUUCAGUUAGCGUGUGUUUCUGAGGGAAUGGUUUUCAUGUUUUCAGUUGACGUGUGUUUCUGAGGAAAUGGUUUUCAGUUAGCGUGUGUUUCUGAGGGAAUGGUUUUCAUGUUUUCAGUUGGCGUGUGUUUCUGAGGGUAUGGUUUUCAGUUGGCGUGUGUUUCUGAGGGAAUGGUUUUCAUGUUUUCAGUUGGCGUGUGUUUCUGAGGGAAUGGUUUUCAGUUGGCGUGUGCUUCUGAGGGAAUGGUUUUCAGUUGGCGUGUGCUUCUGAGGGAAUGGUUUUCAGUUGGCGUGUGCUUCUGAGGGAAUGGUUUUCAGUUGGCGUGUGUUUCUGAGGGAAUGGUUUUCAGUUAGCGUGUGUUUCUGAGGGAAUGGUUUUCAGUUAGCGUGUGUUUCUGAGGGAAUGGUUUUCAUGUUUUCAGUUGACGUGUGUUUCUGAGGAAAUGGUUUUCAGUUAGCGUGUGUUUCUGAGGGAAUGGUUUUCAUGUUUUCAGUUGGCGUGUGUUUCUGAGGGAAUGGUUUUCAUGUUUUCAGUUGGCGUGUGUUUCUGAGGGAAUGGUUUUCAUGUUUUCAGUUGGCGUGUGUUUCUGAGGGAAUGGUUUUCAGUUGGCGUGUGUUUCUGAGGGAAUGGUUUUCAGUUGGCGUGUGUUUCUGAGGGAAUGGGUUAAAAAAAACAGACUUCAGAUUCAAACGUAACUCCUCCAUUUCUAGCAUGGUCCAUUUGCACAAACACAUUUUUCAGAUCCGCUACAGUGAUAUAACCUCUUCUGAAAACUCUUCUUUCUUUUAGAUCAACCUGUAUUUGGAUGUAGAUCCACAGUUUCAAAAUGUGUCUUUUUAGUGAUUGCUACAAUAUAUUCAUUCAUUUUUUGGGGAAAAAACCUGAAAGAAAAACGAUGUCAGCAGCUCAGCCCAUGUUUCCUUAUUCCAGAAGUGGUCGGUGAAUUGAAAUGGUUCUGUCUUUAUCAUGAGUGUACGUCAGAUUGGAAUGAAAGUUAAGAUAUGGGGAUGAAUCCCAAAAUGGCACCCAAUUCCAUUUUAUAGUGCACUACUAUAUAGCCCUAUAGGGUUCUGAUGAAAAGUAGUGCACUAUAUAGGGAAUAGGGUGCCAUUUUGGGAUGCAUGCAAUUAUAUAUGUCGCAGUUGUAUCCUCGCAACAUUGUAAAUAAAUACGUGCAGCAUCAA